AUGGUACACUCUGCGUACGAUUCGGUGCAGGUGGUGCGGGGAUGCCCCGCCAAGGUCGAGGUCGCCGGAGUUCACGGCUCGAAGAUACUGACUGGAUGCUCCGACUGCUCUCUACGGAUCUACGCUCCGGCGUCCCCCUCGUCGACGGCGUCGGACACGUCGGGCCGAUCGGCACCGUGUGAGAAGGAGUUGCAGAGGGAGCCGUACGUCCUGGAGAGGACGGUGUCGGCGUUCUGGAAGAAGAACCCUGUGGCCAUGGAGGUUUCCAGGUCUAGAGACCUCCUGCUUAGUCUCUCGGAGUGGAUCGCCUUCCACCGGCUCCCCAACCUCGAGACUGUUGCCGCCAUUGGGAAGACCAAAGGCGCCAACGUGUAUAGUUGGGAUGAUCAGAGGGGGUUUCUUUGCGUGGGAAGGCAGAAGAAGGUUGGCAUUUUCCGAUUUGACGGUAAAUUUUACUUCUUCAUUCUAGUUGAAUUUAUGGGGAUCUUUCUUUCGUUGGCAUAUGAGACGAACUUCCGGAGCCCACAUUAGUGUGUGCCCUAUUGUAAAUUUGGCAGGCCGUGGAAUGCAUUUUAAGGUCCCCUGGGAGGUUUUCUCUUUCAAGAUGGAUCCUUUUUUUUAGGGGGGUGGGAUAUGGCUCAGCGUUUACAAUUAUAAAAAAUCUGAGUGCGUUGUCAGCGUUGUGCUGACAAUAUUCGAAGUCCUUUUCUUUUUUAUGGCGGAUAAAUGGCUACCGUGAAUUGUCUCGGUCAUUCUUUAUAAUCUGACCGAAAAAAUGGGCGAUAUAAUUCUCACAAAGCAAUAGUUCUUAAGCUUUUGUUCAGGAUCCUGACUAUUUAGUGAUAUAUGGUGCACCUGCAGCGAAGCUUAUGUUCAAUUUUCCUAUGGAAUGUCUAGGGGUGAUAUUAUGCAGUUUUUCUCUGAUCCCCUCUCUAUAAAGAGCAUAGUUAUUUUAUGGCAUUGGGGAAACAUAGUCUUCAACAAAUUUCAGUAAUUUUGUCUGGCAUUUUUGCAGUAUGAACGUUUUUGCAUUACACUCUGGGUAAUUUUCUUUUGUUCUUUUUUUCCUCUCAAGACGGAUCCAUGUCUAAUUUCUGUUUUUCCAAUUCUUCGAAUGACUUCUGCGAGAUUGUAUGGUAGGAGGUCGAGAAUUUGUGGAAGUGAAGGAAUUUGGUGUUCCUGACGUGGUGAAAUCCAUGGCUUGGUGUGGUGAAAACAUAUGUCUUGGUAUUAAGAGGGAGUACAUGAUACUGAACAGCUCGACCGGAGCUCUAUCUGAGGUGUUCCCAUCUGGAAGGAUUGCUCCUCCUCUAGUUACCCCUCUUGCUUUGGGGGAUCUUCUUCUUGGAAAGGUAAGUUCUGCGUUUCUCAAGCAACCCGCCUUCUGAUGAGUAAGAUCGUCCUGUUCGCAUGUGCUAAGUCAUUAUCAUCAUGAUGAAUGUAAUUGCAAGUUUAUCUUAAAAAUUUUAAAUUGUAGGGACCAAUCCCCCAAAAAAUAGGGUACCUUUUGGAGGAAAAGCAAUUGGGUACCUUUUUUGACAGUAUGCUGACAAAGUAUGAUCGUCUCUUGAAAACAAUGGUGAUCCUUCUGACAGAAAAGAAUCGAAUACCCCACUAAUAUAGUCUUUUUGUGUAAGCAUUUUAAAUUUCGGAUCCCAUAUGCCAACCAAUAGAGGUAAUUGGUAUGAUGGAAUAAAUGUUCUUCAGAAGGAAAAAAAUAUGAACCCAUGUGUUUGUUAAAAACGCUGGAUACUGGCACCACUGGAGUGCUUUCUCUAAGGCAUUAUGAAUAAAACAAAAUAAUAAUUGGGUAAUCACUGUCAAGAAAUAAACUAUAAUGCGCUACGUAUCCUUUGUACAGGAUGCGCUUAAAGGCUUUGUGAUUUCGGGGAUUCGAUGAUAAUGAUUUUUUUAUAUAUUCAUUGAUGGGGAUAUCGUCAAAUACUCCAGCUUCUUAACCUCAUUAUUCGUUGCUAUGUUGUGUUCUAUAAAUUGACAUUUGACAUAAACACCAUCUUGGUUAUUCGUAAAAGCUGGACGCAUCUAUAAACUUAAUGCAUCACCUAUUAGAUUAUUUCUGGAUAAAAAAGACAAAAUAUGAACCCUGGGUCUCUAGGCACCGGCUUUCCCCUCCCACUCUCAGCCUGGCCACGUUUCCCUCUCAUGACUCCCUCUUUCCCUCAUUGGACCUGCCAGUCUACUUUCUUUGUAAAUCUUUUAUGAGCAUUCAAACUAUCAAGGUUUAUAAAGUUGCACAUGAGAUUAGCACCAGCUUAUCCAUCUUUUGAUGCUAUUUCUCCAAUUGAUUGAAGGUGACCAAUACUGGUAUUCUCACACGUAAUUAUGAUAUAGUGUCUCAUUGCAUUCACUCUAGCUAUUGAUUUUUAGCUUUUUGGGAGGAGUUAGUCCCAAGGAAGGAGGUCCAAUUGUUAAUUUUAUGGCAUUUAAAAAUUUUACGUAGGAUAAUAUUGGAGUAUUUGUGGAUCAAAAUGGAAAGCUUUUGCAAGAUGGUAGAAUUUGUUGGUCUGAGGCCCCCACAUCUGUCAUCAUCAACAGGCCAUAUGCAAUUGCUCGUUUACCAAAAUAUGUUGAGGUACAAAGUUUAUCUUGAUAAUAAUGGAAGUGAAACUUAUUUCUAUUUUCCGUUUUGAUACAUAAUGUUUACGGUCGUCUAAUUAUAAUUAUUUUCUUUUCUUGCGCGUUUCAACUGCAGAUACGAUCUCUAAGAGCUCCUUAUCCUCUAGUUCAGACAGUUUACCUCCGAGAUGUUCAUAUCCUCCUUCAAAGCAAUGGCUGUGUCAUUGCUACAUCUGGAAACUCUGUGUAUGGACUACUGCCCGUUCCUAUUGAUGUACAGGUACAUCUUGACGAUAUCAAUGCAUGUGAACCCAAUUUUUAAUCUUUAAUCGAUGCCACCAAUACUGAUAGGUAACAGAACAUCUAAACUUUCAAUUUUAAAGAAUAUACAGUCUCUGAUAUUUUUAUCAUCUUAUAUUUAUCGGAUUGUUUUUUGAAAUUGUGUAUAUCUUUCCUGCUUGGUGUAAAUGAAACUUUUUCUUACGUGAUAUUUAGAAUGUAUUUGUGAAUAUUUUCAGAUCUUUCCAUUGGGCUCAUUGAUUGUUUUCUUUUUCUGACUUGCAGAUAGUCCAACUAACUGCAUCCGGAGACUUUGAGGAGGCUUUGGCUUUGUGUAAAUUGCUUCCACCUGAGGAUUCAGCCCUCAGAGCAGCUAAGGAAGGCUCUAUCCACAUCCGGUGAUUAUCAGUUGCCUUUCAUUAACGGCCAAUUUUCACAUCAAUAACCUUAUACUGUCUACUGCAUUCAUUCUAUACCCGUUUGUGCAGUAUGUAAAAACUUGGUAUUUGACAGACACACUGUUGAUGUAUAUCCAUUCCAUCCCUCCACAACACACACUCCCUUUGAAAAUAGCCUACUUGGUUGUUUAACUUCUAUGUAUUGUUUGCAAAUGUAUUGCAUACAUAGCUUAUCAGCAUGAAACAUACGCCAAAGUUCUGGAAACCGUGUCUCGUUGUUGCAUAUUUAUGCAUAUUGGAAUGAACUUUUUUCUCGUGUACUGAAUUGCUUCAUGUUUCAGCUAUGGCCACUCUUUGUUUGACAAUGGAAACUAUGAAGAGGCUGUGGAGCAGUUUAUAGCAUCCCAAGUGGACAUCACUUAUGUACUAUCACUGUAUCCAUCUAUCAUCCUUCCCAAGGCCAUGGCAAUUCUGGAGCCUGAUAAGCUACCAGAUUUAUCAGAUAGUUCAUUUCUAUCUAGGGCCUCGUCUGAUGCUUCUGAUGAACUGGAUCCCUCAUCUCCUUCCCAGUUUGUGGAUUCUGAUGAGAAAUCAAUGCUCAAGGAGAAGAAAAUGAACCACAAUGCUUUCAUGGGACUCACGAAGUAUUUACAAAAGAAGAGAUAUGGCAUAAUUGAGAGGGCUAUUGCUGAGGUGACAGAGGAGGUUGUGAUGGGUGCCGUUCAGGGCAGUUCACGUAAACCAAAUAAUUUAAGCAAGGUAGUUCAACGAUUGACUCGACUACUGUUGUCUUUUGUCGACACAAGACAGAAAAGAUGCCUAGUGCAAAUAUUUAUCCAUAAAUUGUUCUCUUUUUUACCACGUUUUACAUUUAAGUAUGCAGAUAUUUUCUGUGCUCAGUACUUUCUGAUGAAUUGAUUUUAUUUUUUCGAAUUGGUUUUUGUGCUGAGUAGUUUUUUUUCACGUUGAUUAUGCGACCAUUUUAAACAUUCUUAGAGAAGAAUCAUAUUUUGAAAAAUGAUUGGACUAUUUGUUUGUUCAGUUUUUAUUUCUUUUGUUAUUUGAGAAAAGGUCUUUCAGACAUUACUGUUAUCCUGGAAUCUUCUAGGUAGUGUGAAGGCUUAAUACUGCAGCGGAGCUGGUGGAACGUAAAAUGUGAUAGACAUUUUGACCGCUUUUCAUGAAGUCCGGCUUUUCUCUAAUCUGUGAUGUUGGAAGUUACGUCAGGAAGGGGCUAUUUUGUCUAUAAUCACGAUAAGGUUUAAUGAGUAUGCUGAUUUCAUACCUGUACAUUCCAAUUUUCUUGGUCUUAACGAAUAGGCAGUACUAUAAGUUCACUGUUAAUUGUACACUUCCCUCUUUACAAGUCCUUGGAGCGUUUUCAUUGAUUUAACACGAUAAUAUAUUUUCCAAAAACGUCUUAAUGCUAAAUAAAUUAACUACCCGCUUUCUGGUUCAGGCACGUGGAUCACACCACAUUAGCUCAGUUGCCAGGGAAAGGGCGUCUAUACUAGAUACUGCACUUCUCCAAGCUAUGCUUCUAACUGGACAAUCAACAGGUGCAUUGGAAUUUUUGAAAGCUCCCAAUUACUGUGAUCUAAAGAUCUGUGAAGAGUUCCUACUGGAAAAGAAACAUCACGCCAUUCUCUUGGAGCUAUACAAGGGAAAUGAAAUGCAUCGUGAUGCUCUGAAACUACUUAUUCAGUUAGUUGAAGAAUCCAAUUCAAAUUCAUCGGAUCCUAUGGACCACCAGAAGUUCAUGCCAGACAUGGUUAUUGAGUAUCUCAAGGUUCUGUCACUCUUUCUCAAGGAAAACAAGGACUUUUGUCCAACAUUUGCACUAUCUAGUAUUAUUUUUAGUAUUAUGAUGCCAUGCAAUCGAGGUGCUUAAAUUAACAUCGACUUUUAUGAUAUUGUUCUUGUGAGUAGCAUUUACAAGGAUUAAACAUGAUUUCCACAUGAUGUAUGCUUUGUCGUUUACAUUAAAGUUCAGAUUUAUAUGGGUCUAUAUUCUCAAGGGUUGCCAUCCAUGUAAAACUUUGGUUUUCUGUUCUAAAUAAUGGGUGCCAAAUUUAUGAUAUACUUUUGUAAACUUAUUAUUAGCACUCGAUUGUUCUGGGUUGUAGAGAUGAUGCGUCUCUUGACAUUGAUAUUCGUGAUUAAUGAGAAAAAAAAUUCAAAGUUAAUAAUGACUUUCACAUUCCAGUCGUUGUCAACGGUUCUUCCUCAUAAAUUUUGCGAGCAUUUGACUAGAGUUUGUUCAGUAUUUUUGUGCAGUUUGAAUUUCUUCAGAGCAAUAAGAGUAUAGAUUAUUAUUAUUUCCUCUGAAGUUGACUUGGUUGCUUUUGCUUUUGCAGCCUAUUUGUGGGUCUGAUCCUAUUCUUGUUCUGGAGUUCUCGAUGCAUGUCCUUGAAAGCUGCCCAACACAGACUAUUGAGCUUUUUUUGUCAGGCAAUAUACCGGCAGACUUGGUCAAUUCAUACCUAAAACAGCAUGCGCCAAAUAUGCAAUCAAAGUAUUUGGAGCUUAUGCUUUCAAUGAACGACUCUGGUGUCACACCAAAUUUGCAGAACGAACUAGUACUGUUUCUCUUUUGUCCUUGUACCUACAUAUUUCUGUGUGUACUCCUUUUUUGUGUAAAGCAGUAAAAAAAAAUGCGUGCAUAAAUAUCCAUGAUCAAAAAUCAUGUACAUGCAAUCAUCCCUAGUAACAGCAAAGGAAAAACAGCGUUUGUGUCAUGCUGUAGUAGCAGUGACAACGACAUUUGGUCAUCACCAGCAGAAUUUUAUGGUUUCCAGAAGUUGCUGCAGCUUUAGUACUCUACGUAGGAUAUUAAGGAAUUGGGGAGAGGGGUUUCCUAAAUGAGCAUAGAUUUGAUCUUUUGAUUAGUUAUCAUAAUGCCCACAAUUCGUCAAGAGCAUAGAAUGUUAAGGGUCCCAUCCGAUUUGAAUGCACUAUGGAGUUAGUUUACACUCCAUGUUUUUAUGUCAUCCAUCAGUUUUCUUGAAAAAGGAUCUAUUUUUUGCCUAAAUCAUUCCCUUUCCAGGUACAAAUUUAUCUUUCUGAAGUGCUUGAUUGGUUUAAGGAUCUUAAAGAUCAACAGAAGUGGGAUGAGAAAGUGUAUUCUUCGACACGGAAGAAGUUAUUGUCCGCCUUGGAAGGCAUUUUAGAGAACAGUGCUGAAUCCCUGUUGAAACGCCUCCCCCCUGAUGCCCUUUAUGAGGAGCAUGCUGUCUUACUUGGGAGAAUGAACCAGCACCAACUUGCGUUGUCUUUGUACGUUCACAAGGUACUGUUCAUUUGUUUGAAUAAUCUGCGAGUCUAACAAAAUUUUAAUCUAAUCGUUUCUCGUCAUGGUACAUUCAGCUUCAUUUACCAAACCUUGCAUUGACCUACUGUGAUCGUGUAUAUGAGGCUGAACUACACCGGGCUUCUUCAAGGGGAAAUUCCAAUAUCUACUUGACUCUUCUGCAAAUAUAUCUUAAUCCUCGGAGUUCAACCAAGGAAUUUGAACAAAAAACUAGGAAUAUGUUACCUCCCCAGAGCCAUGGUAACCAAAGAGUCGUUCUGAUGAAAGCUAAAGUUGGACGUGUAUCCAAGAAAAUUGCUGCUAUUGAGGGUGCAGAAGACAUGCGCAGUAGUCCCAGCAGCACUGAUAGUGGACGCAGUGACUGUGAUGGGGAUGAGGUGGUCGAGGAAGGUGACCCUAUAAUGUUAAAUAAUGCAUUGGAUUUGUUGAGCCAAAGGUGGGACAGAAUCAAUGGUGCUCAAGCCCUACGGCUGUUACCGAGAAAAACUAAGCUCCUGGUAAGACUUGAUUUAUAGAGUUUUCUAUUUUGUCAAGUACGUCAAAUAUUAAUCUCGUAUGUCAAAUGACCAAAACGUCAAAUAUCAGCAGCACUGAUAUGCAUAUUUUUGCAUAAUAUCAUCUGUUUCAAAAUCAGAAAAUGGCAACAAGAUCAUCUUCACCUGCAUUAAUUGAGGUUAUAAUUAUAAUAUUCAAUAGAUGAUGAUUCUGCGUGUUAGUGGGAGUAUGAAGCUGGAAAACGUGGCAUCCUAGAAAUUGUUCUCUAUUUUGCCCAUUCUCAGUUUGACCGCCAUUAGGAUUGGUAUACCAUAAUAGUGGAGAAUCACUUUUGUUAUUAGUCCCUGUAAAAGGAUCCUCUCUUGAUGGAACCCAUUUUGUCGAUUCUGGAAAAAAGAAAAUAAAUUAUGGUUAGAUCAUACAAUGGAUCAUAAUUAAUAGUUGAUACGGAUCAUUUUUCUUGAACGUAGAGCAUUUACUUGUCUGGUUAUUAAUGAAGGGCAGGGAUUCUGAUUAAGGAUCUGCACGGAUGAACUAACAUUGCAAGGCACUGGCAGUUUCUUAUUUUAUAUCUACGAUUUCUACCUAACAUCGAUUUUCUUUUUUUUUCUUUUUUUCUUUUUUUUUCCUCUCGUGUCAUUACCUAACAUGCCAUGUUCUUUGCAGAAUUUGCUUCCCUUUCUCGAACCUCUUUUGAAGAAAUCUAGUGAAGGCCGUCGAAACUAUUCAAUCAUCAGGAAUCUGAGAUACAGUGAAAAUCUCCAGGUACGAUUUGAAUGAUGUCUACAUGCUCUUUACAAAAAUUGCUCGGGAAAGCUCUGGUUUUGGUUGUAAACUGUAAUGGAAAUUUGGAUAUCUCUCGAAAAAGAAAGAAUUUUUCUGUCGGAAUACUAAGAAGGAAUUAAUACCGGAAUCAUGAGACAGUUAAGAUUAUAGUGUGCCCACACCGUCAAAAGAUUGUCCGCAUUUCAUUGAUUUUUUACCCACCUUGCUGUCGUUUUUAAUGCAAUGAGUAGCGUUUUUAUUUUCUGAGAAGUCCUCAGACCUGGGAGUCAUUUCCACCUGCUGACGCUCCUGCUUGGAGUAAUUUUCUCAGCUUUACAUCCUGUUUAACUGGCAUAUCAUUUGAAAUAUCAGGUGAAAGAAGAGCUUCUUAGUCAACAGAAACAAGGUUUGAAAAUCGAUGGAGACAGCAUGUGCUCUCUCUGCCGCAAGAAGAUAGGAAGCAGCGUCUUCGUGGUCUAUCCCAACAGGAAGACUCUUGUUCACUUUGUUUGCUUCAGAGACUCUCAGAGGCUAAGAUACUAA
This is a messenger RNA of Spirodela intermedia, 8367 nucleotides long. The record is from the annotation of a GenBank genome assembly. Lineage: Eukaryota; Viridiplantae; Streptophyta; Magnoliopsida; Alismatales; Araceae.